UACACCUUGGUUGUACUAAAAACCUCGCACCCGCAUUUGACAGCGGCCCGUGUCUUCGUUUUCUCCGCAUGACGUUUCUUGUUUUUGCUGACGACAAGUGCAGUUUCAGAAAUUGCUUUACUCAUCUCGCCGAUUUUUCGCGUACCAAAGAUAAGUGCAAGUAACUUUCGCUUCCCUUUUUGCUCCCCCGUCCGGUGUUGCACAUUCCAUGCUGCACCGUAGUUCGGAUGUGCCGCACGGUAGCAUAACUGGCAGUGCAAAUUAAUCGGCCCCGAAAUCUGCCCGACCCUCCCAACGGGUACGCGUCCUUUGUUUUGUGGGGAGAAAAGCGCCGCUGCUGAUAGUCAAAAGGCCCCCCCCAGAACGGUGACGAGCGAGAGCCAUUGUUGCUUGAGGUCUUAGUGAUAGUCGUGACGCGACCGCGGAUAAAGGAUAAAGAAAGUCUACGUCGUCUGGAAAGCGAUUGUGCCGCUAUACCGACCCGGGACCACUCCCGUUCAAAAGCAGCACGAGCAGCAGCAGCAGCAGCAGCAAAAUGGACACCAACGGUACCUUGGAGCAUGAUGGAGAGACGGAGCAAACGCAAAAACAACAGCCAGCCUUCGACAAUGUUGAUAUCACGUCGCCGGACGACGAAAACGAGAACGAUAUCUUCGAGUCGGCGAUACAGGAACCACUAUCGCCCGUACUGGAGGACGUGCCGACGGACGAGGCGGGGGAUACGUUUAUCGAAAUAGUUGUUGCUGACCCGCAGAAAGUGGGCGACGGCAUGGGUUCAUAUUUGGCGUAUAAGGUGUCCACAAAGACAAACAUUCUGAAGUUUAAAAAGCGACAGUUCUUCACGAUGCGCCGGUUCAGUGAUUUCCUCGGUCUGCACGAUCUGCUCGUAAGCAAGUACCUGCGCAUGGGGCGCAUCAUACCGCCCGCGCCGGAAAAGAACAUCAUCGGCACGACCAAGGUGCGGAUGGGCAGCCAGCCGCAGGCGGAAGCCGGCGCGGGCGUCAACCUGGAGUGGAUCGAGAAUCGGCGCGCCUCGCUCGAACGCUUCCUGAACCGGGUCGCCCAGCAUCCGGUCCUGUGCCAGGAUACGGACUUUGUCAACUUCCUCGAAAGCGACCAGGAGCUGCCGCGUGCCGUCAACACGGCCGCCCUGAGCGGUGCCGGCGUGAUGCGCCUCUUUAACAAGGUCGGCGAAACGGUCAACAAGAUCACGUACAAGAUGGAUGAGAACGAUCCGUGGUUUAACGACAAGAUCAGCGAGGUCGAAACGAUCGAUGCACACAUGCAGAAGCUGCACUCCGCCAUCAAGGCGCUGGUGUCGCAUCGCAAGGAGCUGGCCACGCUGACCGGCGGUGUCGCGAAGUCGGCCGCACUGUUGAGCACGUGCGAGGAGCAUACCGGACUGUCGCAGGCCCUGUCGCAGCUGGCGGACGUGGAGGAGAAGGUGGAACUGUUGCGCUCCGAGCAGGCCAACUCGGACCUGUACAUCCUGUCGGAGACGAUCAAGGACUACAUUGGGCUGUUCGGUGCUAUCAAGGACGUGUUUCACGAGCGGGUGAAAGUGUUCCAGAACUGGCAGCACGCCCAGAUGCAGCUAACCAAGAAGCGGGAAAACAAGGCGAAGCUCGAGCUGCAGGAUCGACGCGACAAGCUGGAGUUUGCACAGAAGGAGGUGGAAGAGUGGGAGGGCAAGGUGCAGCGGUGUCAGAAGGAGUUUGACAAUAUUUCCAGUGAAAUCAAGAAGGAGAUGGAACGCUUCGAGCUGGCUCGUGCACGCGAUUUCAAGUCGACCAUCAUCAAAUAUCUGGAAGAUCAAAUGGCACACCAGCAGCAGGUAAGCUUCAUCGCUAAAAGUACAACCUUUUUAGUAUCGGAAACACUAAUCUUCGCUUUCUCAUACCAGCAAAUGCGAUACUGGGAAGCGAUCGUACCGGUUGCCCGUGACAUUGCAUGAGAGGAACCGAACGCGUUGAAUCCGCCCAUCCUGUACGACGACGACGACGAAGACCGUGUUCCGACGACUGACAAACUGCGCCUCUCGAUUAAUUUAGUCGACUCCAAUGCAAGGAUAUCGUAGGACGGCACACUGCCCGGGUGUGUGCUGUAGCUGCGGCCGAGGAGGAUGGCCAAUGAUUUGCGCACGGCUUCAUAAACACAACCCAGACAAAGACCUGCAGAUAGUUUGAUAGUGAUGCUGUGCUAGACGAUUGUUGUGUGGGUGAGAGUUGAUCUAAGAUUUCUUACGCCUCAUUUCACUGCUCUAUAUCCUGCCCUCCCUCUCUGCUCUCUCGCCACAAGCCCUUUCGACUAUUAGGAAGGAAAGGGGCAAAAAGGGUUUCCUUAAGAUGCAAGCUACGCUCAUGUUGCACUAAAUAACGCGAGGGGUUGGGGGAAGGAGGGAAGGAGAGGAAAGGAUAAUAUCGAUCGACCAAAAGUGUGAUGUGUAUUUGUAAAUAAUGAUAGCGCGAGGCAAAGAAGUAAAAAACAAGUAACGUGUAAUCCCAUGCAACACACCCAUUCAUACAAAAUCCCCGUUUAGAAGAAGUAGAAAUUCGCUUAGGAUGCUGAAAUGUUAGUAACAAACACACAUAGAGAGAGGCACACACACACAUACAGUCACCGCAAUGGCUGAUGGCCACUAGUUAAUUAGGCUUCACAGUGUUGCUUCUACUACCCGUUCUUACACAUAUCUUCCCCCCGUUACACGUAGUUAAACAUCCCGCGGCACCCGGAACACUCACGCAGACACCUUUGUUGCCUUUCUGUUUAGAUAUCGAUUUAGUGCAUUUGUUACACGUUUUCGUACGUAACACAGAAACACACACACACACAACUAUGUAUGUAAAUAUGUUUGUUUUGAAACAGUUGCGUAGUCACGUCACGUGUACUGCCUCCAAAGUGUCCAAGAGAACGUUUCAGCAACAACAAAAGGGAUACACAUGUGGGUACCAAAAUUCUCGAAUAAGCUAACAAUCGGGUACAGUGUGGGUCAGUAUGAAAGCCCAAACUUGGUUAAACCUUUAGAGAUUCAUCUUCUAAUAAUUGUUAGUAUAUGCUAAUUUCGUGAUGUAUGUUUCAAACAUGAUCGGUUUUUUUUGCAAUUCCAGCCCAAUUGAAGGGCGGUGUGAGAUAUUGUUUUCGUUCAAAAAAUUGUCUACACCUUCGUUAAGUUUUGUUUUUAUAUCAAUGCCCCUAUGCAUAGAUAGUAGCUUCUCGCUUAGAGCAAGGAAGUAUUACCGAAACGUACGGUACGGUCCCGUCUGUCGAAAGUGGCAUCAGUUCGCAAAUGUGCUGUGCGUAAGGAUUUGAAAUCAUGAUAGAAUAUUUAAAAAACCAAUGUGUUAUUCCCCUUCCCCCUCUCUCUCUCUCUCUUUCUCACUCACACACAUUCUCUUUCCCUCUACUCUGUUGAUCGUGCGCAGGGCCGGCGCAAAAGAUAUUGUUACAUUUUUUUCAUAGGUUAGAACACGUGAACUCUAUUAGACUAUACAAAUAUGGUAUAUGCAUACAAAACUAAAAGUCUUAUAAAUUUAUUUCCAUUUUGGAUCACUAGAGAGGAAGCGCGCUGUGCUGAAAAGGUGGAAAGGAGUGAACAAGAUAAUCAAAGGCGAAAAGCGUGUGCCGCAAAACAAAACGGAUUUGAACGGAAAUCCGUGUGUGCAGGAGGAAGUAGAUGAAGUCGAUGUUUUGCAUUAGAUAGGAAGGAUGGAUGGAAAAAAGGAGACAAGUAUCAUAACAACAGUUUUAAGGUAAAUCAAUCGUAUGUUCCGUUAUUACGUUCAAUGCUGUGCUUAAAUCUUACUCCAAAAGAUGAAUAUUGCCGGGACAGUAAAUUUGUAAACACCUUUUGCGAUAACACUACAAUUACAAUCCUACACUCCGUUCGGUAUCUCGAUCGCCAAAUUGAACAAGCUUGAAACAAUCAAAACGUGGAAAUCAUCCCCGCCCCGCCCGCUAGCGAAUCAUUUUUGUGUGUAGCAUUGUAUUUAAUACUUUCGAUAAUCAACGCUUUGCGGCUACAGUGUAGAUUCGUUAUUUAUUGUUUAAUUUUUGGUGCGCCUAGUAAUGCAUUAGUGGGAGGGCAUGCUGUGGACACCUCAGGCAUUCCAGUACGAGUAGGUACGAGACGCUAUUUUGUCACGCCCCUGAUUUACUUACCUACGAAACACGCCGUCUCUCAUACCUCGAUUCGCGUAGCAUUUAUGUAAAAAAAAAAAACGGCAAACAAGCUAAAAGAAGCAACCGAAAGCGCAUACUUCCCAUGUAUUGCCGAUGGCAGAUGCAAUCUGUGUUCUCGUAGAUGUAUGCCGCGUGUGUUAAUGGAUGUGCGUGUGAUAUUAAUCGAAAACAAGGGCAAGAAAAUGUGACUAAUGCGGCAGUAGGGAUAAUAGGGCUUCAAGCUUCAUCAUGUACCACUGUUUUCUAAACUGCUUGCACGAUCUUGAGCGCAUCGAUAUAGAGAUUCUCUUUGUGUAGGAUGUUUCCUCUCCUGUAGAAUGAGCCUUUCUGCCGGGUAUAAUACACACAUAUAUAGCCCUUCUUGAUCGCAUUUAUUCGCGUCUUUCGCGGUUUUGUUGGGUCAGCAAGUUUAAAGCAUUUAUAAAGCUGACGGAGAAGGCACACAGAAACACACAUACACACACAAACACACGGUAUGUUUAAAAAGCCCUCUGACCGUUGUCCAUGAUAAUAAGCAAGAAUUGUCGAGCAAGAUAAAAAAAAAAACCAACAAACAAACACGUGAGAAAUGUUAUUAUUUCAAAAAAUAUAUAUACACAUAUAUAUCUAUAUUCUAUU
Messenger RNA from Anopheles gambiae (African malaria mosquito), 4797 nucleotides. RefSeq names its product sorting nexin-2 (gene Snx1). The transcript has 4 exons. Gene Ontology annotation, molecular function: phosphatidylinositol binding. Bases 536 to 1954 code for a protein of 472 amino acids. Gene Ontology annotation, biological process: early endosome to Golgi transport. Lineage: Eukaryota; Metazoa; Arthropoda; Insecta; Diptera; Culicidae. Gene Ontology annotation, cellular component: endosome; endosome membrane. The record is from RefSeq and is a predicted model, not a curated record.